CAAUGGUCUUGGUAGCCCAGGGACCACCUUGCGGCUGGAUUUCCUGCGCAAGAGGCCCGCAUUAUCCCCGCUCGAAUGCGGCCUGCCGGUAUCUUUCUUGUGUUCAUCAUCCUCCCUCGCUGGCUUUUCCGCUGAUGGGGUAUCCUCUUCUCUCUUCAGCCAACUUCCGAUCUUUUGCAGGCUUAACCGAUCCCAUACGCUUCGGUGUUCACCAGCUUCGGUCCUCGCUCGCUGUCUGCUCUGACUCCGACUGCCCUCUGCCUGCUCUGGGCGUUCAACGGGUAGAAAGUUUGGCAUGGUGUGUAUCCACAGCUGAUGUUGCUGCAGAGACACACCUCACUCCUUCAAAUCACAAUAGAGCUUGUCUGCUACCGGUAUCUUCUUCUUCUUCUACUACUACUACUACUCCUCUCCUCCUUCCGUCCUGCCCUCCUUCCAAUAUCCCUUUCUUCUACUCGUUCUCCUCGUCGGUCGUUGAUUGA
Molecule: messenger RNA, 482 nt
Organism: Periconia digitata
Lineage: Eukaryota; Fungi; Ascomycota; Dothideomycetes; Pleosporales; Periconiaceae
Source: the annotation of a GenBank genome assembly